Molecule: messenger RNA, 2128 nt
Organism: Saccostrea cuccullata (small rock oyster)
Lineage: Eukaryota; Metazoa; Mollusca; Bivalvia; Ostreida; Ostreidae
Exons: 2
Coding region: 125-1999 (624 amino acids)
Source: RefSeq, a predicted model, not a curated record
UACCUUUUUUUGGCAUUAGCUACAGAAUUUAGGAAUCAAUAUUAAAAAACCGAACCGAAAGUUCGCAGACCAAGGAAGGACAACUCCACCGGCGGAAAAGUGAAAUGUCCAAGAAAUACGCCUAAUGGACGUGAAAAGUCUACUUAAUUUGCCUGCUCUAUAUUUAGUUAUUCAGAUUGUUAAUUCCACUGCAUUCCUCAUUCGCCAGGACAAAGAGAAAUUACAACUUCUCCGUGAACAAAGUUUUCCUGUAACUAACGAUUGGCGUCAGCAAAAUUACUCAAGAUACAUUUCAAAUUUCGCCUCCCAUUUCGGGAAAGAGCGGUGUAUGUUAGUGGGUAGCACAAAAGAGGGGACCCGACUUCGCUUUACUCGCGAUGAGGGAGACUAUGACUAUUUGUUAAUCUCUGAUGUCUCUAUACCAGCAGAAGCCUUAGAAUAUCGUGCAGACGUUCCAUGUUUUGUUCAUAUCAAUGUCAACAAAGUGCAGUACAAUUUUUCAAACUAUUCUAUUGUGGAUGGAAAGUAUUUGAACACAUUUCUAUUGAAAGAUUUUGACAAAAGGGUCUUCAAGAUUUUAAGAGGUCUUUACGAUGUUUUAACCUUGCCUUCUUUAACCCAUUCUUAUGACAGUAUUCACAUAAAAGUCAACAAACAGGUAAAGCCCGGUUACAACCAGAUGCACUAUGCUGGUUUUGAAUACAGAGAUGCACAUCUUGAUUAUAUUCAGGUAAAAGCAGAUAUCGAAGCAAUUACAAGACAAUUUAGAAAUCUGCUAGCUAGUAGUGAUAUCUCAGAGGAUAUGCUCUCGGUUUUGAGCAAUACUUUAUCCUUAAUCGAGGAAUUAAGACCCGAGGAUAUUACAAAUUCUCUUACUUUUCAAACAUUUGGAGCUCUCAUUAAAGCUGCAUCUGGCGAAACCAUUUCAUCACUACAUAAAGGUAAACCGAAUACGAUGAAAGAAAGGGAUACCAAUGAAACCAGGAAAGAUAAUAAACAAAGUCCUCCUGAAUCUCAGAAUUAUCUUGCUAUACAGUACGAGUACAAGUCUGGUCGUGAUUUUAUACCAGCGUUUCCGAUUGCAGGAAAGCUCCCGUGUUUGGAUGAAUGGAGAAACCGCUUGUUAAAAUCAAGUGUCUUUUGGCCAAGUCAAGAAACCAUUAAUAAGAUCUACGAAAGUGAAUUUUUUGUCAUAGCAAAACCAGCAAUUGUCAAUGCCGAGGUUAGCAAGGACUUCUGUAUCGGUUUCAACAAUGCCGAGAUGAUUCUGGCUUCAUCAUUUUCCGAUGGUCAGAGAUUAUGUUUCUUGCUUUUGAAAUCUUUACUAAAAGGCUUUCUUAAACCAUACUCAGAGCGACUGACCACAUAUCUUUGGAAAUCAGCAUUUUAUCACGUGUCUGAAAACACCGAAAGAGACGAGUUUUCGAACACAAUUGGAAUAUUUUCAGUAUUGAGGAAUGUUACAGAAUACAUGCUUGAAUGCCUUGAGAAACUUUAUUUACGACAUUACUUUAUUGAAAGUAAUUUGAUUGCUCAUUUUAGUGAGGAAGAAUCAUAUCAAAUUAUUACUGCUCUUAAAUCUCUACUCUCGGAUCCAGAGAAAGCUAUAAAUGUUUAUUUUUCUUCCAAGAAAACAGAUGAAAAGAUUAUUGAUUAUAUUGCCAAAGAACAAAUUGAAGACUUGAAACACCAAGAAGGCGACUCCUCUCGAACAACCCACGCAGAAUCAGUUGUGUCCCUUAUAAGUCACCUCCAAGCUGGGACGGGUAACAAUUCCACCAAAUUCGUGGAGGCCAUACUUGACACUCUGUCUGUGGUGGUGAAAUCUGAAUUAAACUUCGACUGCUACAAACAUGAUUUUUGUGUGGAAAUUCUAAAAAUGGUAGGAGAUUAUCUCAACACAAAAUUUAGGACUAAAGAGGAAAGAAAGGCAAGUUUAGGGGGCAUAGCAUUAAUAUUUUCGCUGUUUCAGUCCUUCACAAAAAAAUUAUUUGUAUGAAUUUUGGGUUAUUAUGAAUUUCACAAAUUACCUAUUUCAAAUCGUUCAAUUUUUUUUUAAAAUUGACGUGAAUUUUUUUUAAUGGUUUGUCUGUAUGAUGCAUGUAUUUUUAAAACACCGGGAAAAUGA